UUUCGACGGGCGAGUCUGCGACGUAUGUCUCUUGCUUCCUUGUUGAUUAUUUUGCCUGAUGCGUCAUCGUCACACACGACGAACGUCGGCAGGGUAUUCGUCGACGUUUAGUUGGAAUGUUCGUUCGGCCAUGUCGGCCUUCGUCGUGACGAUGACUCGUGGCGAUUACGUCGUUUCAGCUACCUAUUAGCAAUAGAUUUAGCUCUAACGCUCCCGUUGAUCCUCAUUCAACGGUAACCACGUGUUAUCAGACGCACAGCCACUUGACCGAGUGAUUCACGGGGAGCAUGUCGGAAGCAAGAUGGUCCGGAGUGGCGGCGGCUGCCGACGCGGCCGUCGAGUUGGUGAUGUCGCGGCGCGGCAAGCCCAAGGCUAAGUACGCUGGCCGCACGUUUACGCUGGACACGCGCAGUGACCAGCGCUACCGUUGGCGUUGUGACGUGCGACAGUGCAGGUCGCGGCUGACAACCGAUUUGUACGAUAACCGUCACAUGGUGUACCGAUUUCGGGAUCAUGAUGAAGAACUGCACCGGCGUGUGGCCAGCGAGAGAAAGAGACGUGACGCCACGUACAGGCAGCAGGGUCGGCCUGCGAAGAAGAUCGGCGACUACCGGUACGUGUUGGAGAACCGCAUCGGAGGCCUGCUGUUCUGGCGCUGCGAAUACGUGAGCUGUCCCGGACGAUGCCGCACGCACGACGGCCACCUGGUUGCCGGGCCGUCGCAGCACUCGCAUCAACCGAAUGCCGCAGUGGACGAUCCAGCCAAGGUGCAUGGUGCCGAAGAGCCUUCCUCUUACUCGGAGCUACAGCUGGACGCCUGCCAAAAGGUUCCACCUGGUGCUAGCGAGGCAAUCACUACAGACACAGAUUCCAAACAUGGAGACGUGCCCGAGCAGCAACGCGAGCAUGAAAGCUGCAGUCCGAUUCCGAGUGGGAGGGUCGACAGUCCCGUGGUCAUCAAGUCAGAACCGUGCUCGCCAAAGACUCCCGAAGCAGUGGCCACAUCUUACGUAAGCGCCUACGCCGAAACGACGCUGCAGACGCGCGGACCUGACGUAAUCGCCGAUGUCCCGACUGCUGAAGACGACGGCCUGCUGUUUCAAGCAAGCACUCCUUACGGCUGCCCCGAUCAGCGGAGCUCAUUGCAGGCGGAGUACGAUCAGACAGUCGCUACUGUUGCUGCCACAGCCCCCGAAGACUCCCAUUACGUUGACUCUUCGGACUACGAUGGCAACGACGAGGAAGUGGAAUGGCCCCCGAGACCGGGAGGCGCGCCGCCGAUCUCAGAGGAAAUGGAAGAGCGCUCGCACUUGGGUUAUGGGGCUGGCUACGGACUCUCAGCGGGAGUUGGUGGACACCGUUCGGGUUUGGCGGAGGUGCUCCAGAUGACCGCUGACAGUGUGGACAGUCGGGAGAGGGACCUGAGGGUGGACAUUCUUUUGCAGAUGCGUAGCCUUCUCGAGGCCGAAACGGAGCUGGUGAACCAGAAGCGGCGCAACGAAAUUCUGCGCGGGAAGUUGUUGCGCCGCGAACUGUUGGGCGUCGUUCCGGAGAGCGAACCAGCGCCUCCCUACAUUUGAGGCGGGCCGUGGUGUGCGUGUUCUUUAAUGUGUUCGAGACUGUGCGCUGCACACCUAAGAACUCGGGUGGAUGCACCAGAUGAUAUCGUGCGGUUGGGAACGGCCGCAGAUGCUCAGUCUCAGUGGCUACUGGGCCCGGUAUGUGCGCUUAUCUGCAUGCGCACAUAUUCUGUCGUCAUUGAUUGUUUUAGUGCCGGAGCCUCGAGGCGGCUUGCUUACGCAAGCCCUUGCGUUACUCUGUAUUCUCCUUGGGUGCGGCAGGGAGUACAAGGAAACGCAAGAGCGUGCGUACGUAGCCGCUUUCACCCGGCAGUAAAGCUCUCUGUUAGGCAGUUUUAGAAUAGCGUACGCAAAGCUUUGCGCUAGCGUUUGUCGUGACUGCGCAUGCGUCAUACGCUAUCCUAUUCGGUAUGCACGUCAAGUUACGAAAACAGCGUAUCGUGCUCAACGAACGCUAACCCUGCGUACGCUUUUCUAAAUAUGUCUAUUGAUCCUUAUAUGUGAGAAAGAAAUAUACAGUCAUCGAAUGCGAGGCGAUGUGCCUCAGAAUAUUUAUAGGUACCAUGUGUGUGCGUACGUAUGCAUAAUUACGCACUCUAAAGUGAAUAUAAUAAAUGAGAAACAUUAUGGUAUUUCAUUAAACACCCCUCCUUCACCAUCAGCUAAGUACGUCAGUCGGGUUUAUAUCGAAACUUUAUAACCACGAUCUCUUUCGACGACAGCCCUUUCGUUUUACUCAUCUGAACAUCUAUACUGUUGCAAAAUAUUCGAGUUUAGACUUCAGCAUCUGAACACU
Molecule: messenger RNA, 2376 nt
Organism: Rhipicephalus sanguineus (brown dog tick)
Lineage: Eukaryota; Metazoa; Arthropoda; Arachnida; Ixodida; Ixodidae
Exons: 3
Coding region: 288-1580 (430 amino acids)
Source: RefSeq, a predicted model, not a curated record